Arctia plantaginis is the source of this 1716-nucleotide messenger RNA. NCBI's taxonomy places the organism in Eukaryota, Metazoa, Arthropoda, Insecta, Lepidoptera, Erebidae. The record is from the annotation of a GenBank genome assembly.
AUGGCUUUACAGUCGAGUCCCUUGAUGCUCUUUCGAUUAUUCAUCGUAAUAAAUAUUAUGAUUGUCCAAGCAGACAACAGUGCGUCAUAUCUCGGUGCACGUUGUCGCUCCAGCAGCGAAUGUGGUGUCAGCCAUUCCCAAUGCGAGAGAGGCGUGUGUGUGUGCCAACCUUACUACGCUCGUGUUGACAACUCCACUUGUCUCGAAUCAACAUUACUGGGAUCGGAAUGUACGGUGUCAGAGCAGUGCACCCUGAAGGUGGCGUACAGUGCGUGUCUCGAAGGAGUUUGUCGAUGUAGCGAUGGCCAUCUUCAGUUCAGAAAACAUACUUGCCUCUCGCCGGCGCCACCUGGAAACGUCUGCUACAGUAACGAACAUUGUCGUUUGUGGGAUAAAGAGAGUCGUUGUGAAUUUGUUAUACUUAAUCUGUUUGGAAGAUGUUCGUGCAAUAAUUAUUAUAAACAAGUGGGUGAUAAAUGUGUACCCCAGAAAAUACCAGCGUAUGCAACAGAAGCUGUUGUAGCAGAACUAGAUUCUUUCGUUGACCCCACCAAUGCAACCGCGAUAUACAAAGAUUCAACUUUUCAACGUACGCCCAGUAUGGACAAUAAACCAUUUGCAUCCCCGCCAGCGCUCAUUAGCUCAGACGAUAUUCAACCGAGCAAUUUACCUCUAUACACAAAUAAGAAUGACGUUUUCAGUACCUAUGAAGACAGCCCUUUAAUGCAGGCUGUUAUGAAAGUACCGACGGCAGAAUCAGUAAAGCGUUUGCCAGUUUCAAAUAGAAAAGAUGGCGAACCAAACGAAAGUAUAAGAGUAGAUGAAAUGACGGCUAAUUUGCAUGCAAAUGAUCAGCCAAUUUACAGAGUUGUUACACAGCCUUCGGUGGAUAGAAAAACUAACAAAAAAGGUAGUGGUGCAACUAAGGAACAAUCGAAUAGCAAAAAAGGUGGACACCAAAAGAAGUCUUCAUUAAAAGAUAAACAUCGUAUCCGUACCGAAACUGCAUCGUCGGUGGUCGACCUCGGUCCGACAUCUUUAGGUAAUCCGUGCAUAGCAGAUGAACAGUGCCAACAAGUGGAUGUCUAUUCGCGUUGUCUUAACAAGAAAUGCGACUGCGCAUAUCGCACAAACUCCACUUCAGCAUGCUCGGCUCGUAAUAGAGGCUGCUUGCCAAACACGUUCCAAUGUCGAUCAACUGGGACGUGUAUAAGCUGGUACUUCGUGUGUGAUGGUCGUAAAGACUGUCCAGAUGGAUCAGACGAGAAAUGUGAAGGUACUGGCAGAGAGCAAACGGGAGAGCGUUGUCCAACCAAUUCGUUCAGAUGCGGAGGACCCGGUUCACCUUGUGUCUCAAGAGCUUCACGAUGUGAUGGAACCCCACAAUGUCCUGGAGGAGAAGAUGAAAAAAACUGCAGAACCACUAGACGUAAAGGAUGUCCAAGGCAUACCUUCCGAUGCGGUUCAGGUGAAUGCUUGCCGGAGUACGAAUUCUGUAACGCAAUCAUUUCAUGCAAAGACGGAUCGGACGAACCCCCACAUCUUUGCAAUGAACAAUCAAGAUGGCGUGCGGCAGACUUUUGUCCGUUCCGUUGCGGGAACGGUCGGUGCAGGAGUACUGCAGUUGCGUGUUCAGGACGCGAUGGUUGCGGGGACAACAGCGACGAAAUUGCAUGCAGUAUUUGUAAAUGUCCAGCUCCACCGCAGUCGCCUUGA